Molecule: messenger RNA, 1104 nt
Organism: Molossus molossus (Pallas's mastiff bat)
Lineage: Eukaryota; Metazoa; Chordata; Mammalia; Chiroptera; Molossidae
Gene: POLR2H
Product: RNA polymerase II, I and III subunit H
Exons: 5
Coding region: 149-601 (150 amino acids)
Biological process (GO): DNA-templated transcription
Cellular component (GO): RNA polymerase II, core complex; RNA polymerase I complex; RNA polymerase III complex
Molecular function (GO): DNA-directed RNA polymerase activity
Source: RefSeq, a predicted model, not a curated record
GCGCAUGCGUUAUUUUAUAGCCUUGCCGCUGCUCUUCAGGCACUAACUUUCCCCCGCUCCCCUCAUUUUCUCCGCGCGAGGGGGUGCGUGUACCCCUAGUCGUGGUUUCGCGCUCAGCCCACUGUGCUACUCUCGUGGCCCUUUUACCAUGGCCGGCAUUCUGUUUGAAGAUAUUUUUGAUGUGAAAGACAUUGACCCGGAGGGCAAGAAGUUUGAUCGAGUGUCUCGACUGCAUUGUGAGAGUGAAUCUUUCAAGAUGGACCUCAUCUUAGAUGUGAACAUUCAAAUUUACCCUGUAGAUUUGGGUGACAAGUUCCGGUUGGUCAUAGCCAGUACCUUGUAUGAAGAUGGUACCCUGGAUGAUGGUGAAUACAACCCCACAGAUGAUAGACCUUCCAGGGCUGACCAAUUUGAGUAUGUAAUGUAUGGGAAGGUGUACAGGAUUGAGGGAGACGAAACUUCUACUGAAGCAGCAACACGCCUCUCUGCCUAUGUGUCCUAUGGAGGCCUGCUCAUGAGGCUGCAGGGUGAUGCCAAUAACCUGCAUGGAUUUGAAGUGGAUUCCAGAGUUUAUCUGCUGAUGAAGAAACUGGCCUUCUGAACCACCUGAAGCCAACCUUGCUGCUUAAUCAUCAAGUCAUGGACAUUUGUUCAAGCCUGAGCAGGAGUUGCUGUUGUUCACCUGUUCAGGAGGGGCUGGCUCUCUAUCCACUGUGGGUGCACCUUUAUGUGGUCUGGACUGAAUGGGAAACUGACUUGCCUGUGAAAGACUCAGCGGGAGAGUUUAAAAUGAACCAGAAGUUGUUUUUAUGUGAUUUUUAAAAAUUAAACUUUACUUUUUCAGACUUUUCUUCCCCUUAAUAGAUUUUUCCCCCUGUUUACUUUAAAAUCAUUUUUUUCAAUUUGCCUAUGGUAUAUUAUGUCUCUGGUCCACAGAUGGAUUAUCACAGGUCAGUGUAGGAUCUGUCUGUCCCAGCGUUUUGGUAUCUGGGUUCAGGGUUUCUCAGUCUCCUGGCUGACUAUACCCAACAUUUAUCCUCCAGUGUGAUUUUCUAUGAGAGAGAAUGAGUGAUACUUUUGGCUCCUGGGGGCACCCCAGGCCUA